This is a messenger RNA of Gadus morhua (Atlantic cod), 1336 nucleotides long. RefSeq lists its product as uncharacterized. Bases 148 to 972 code for a protein of 274 amino acids. The transcript is spliced from 5 exons. Lineage: Eukaryota; Metazoa; Chordata; Actinopteri; Gadiformes; Gadidae. The record is from RefSeq and is a predicted model, not a curated record.
UUCUAUGAUGGUGAAAGUGGCACUGGUUAUUUAGCAUGGAGGCUCAAAACAAUCCAGAGGAGCAAUGCUACAUCAGCGACCAGAACUUCUCCUCGUCAGACUGGUGGAGGGCCGAAAGCUAAGAGAGAUGCAUUAAGAAGUCCUGAGAUGACCCUGACUGAAGAGCAAUCCAAGGAGGCCAUGUCAUUCAUGAAGUAUUCUUCUGAUGAGGCCACUAUCAAGCAAAAUAUGAAGAUUACAUUUGAAUAUCGUCGUCAGAUCGUCCUCGAUGAAGAGAAAUCCUCAGACGUCCUGACUGAAUUUCCACGGUUCCGAGACGUCAAAGGCCUGGUUGAGCAAGACUUCAUCUUGCAGUUUGGAGAAGAUGUGGCUGCAAAGUUUUUGGAAAGGUGGCCUAAUACAUUCAAACAAAAGAUCAUCCAGCAGAGCAAGGCUCUCCCUACAACAAGUGAACUUGAGGAACUGAUUUAUUGUGCAGAAGCUACCUCAAAUGAAAGGGAAGGGGAUGAGGCCUCUCUUGGCUCUGGAUGGGACAGUGAUCUUUCCUCAAUUAUCCUCCUCCUCCACCUGAUUCCUCCAUCAGCCCAAGGCCGAAAAAGACCUGGCAAGGUGUCAGCAACCCAGGCUGAAAAACAUCUGGUUGUGUUCAUGAAGAGUGGAACGAGCGUCCAGGAACACGUUGAUGCCAUCACCAGCUCCACUCAGCCCUAUCUUCUUGCCAGUGGGAUGAAUAGGGCCACCAUCCAUGAGUUCUUCAUCGUGAUUGACAAGCAGGCCAUACCAUGCAGGUCAACCAGUUCUCUUGGAGCUUUCGACGAACUCUUUAAGACACACUUUGUGUUUGGUAUCAUGUACAAUCAGAUGCUCCAAAACAUGUACACCUUUGUACAGACCACUGUGUUUAACAUAGACGUAGGCAAAGUCCGGGAGAGCCCUCGUGUCGCAGAGAUUCGCGCUAGACUGCUACAGUAGUUUGUGUAUAAAUUAACUCAGAAUGGGGAUGAUUUGUUUUGUUUGCCGGACACAUUUUGUGAGUGUCAUCAUGCUGAUCAGGCAUAUAAGAUUGAUUCAUGGUUUAUGUUCAGGAAAGUCACUGCGCUUAAAAUGCGCUCAAGUAAGAUGUUGUCAUGUUUUUGGAACCUUUUCUGGUUUCAGAAAACACUUAAACUCAAAACAUGCUAAGGAAAUUGAGCCUGAAGUUGAAAUGGAUGAUAUUAUUUACAGUGAUGAUGUUGCAAUUAAUGCUCCGUCACAACAUUUUGAAGUAUCAGCUAGUGGCUCUCAAGUCGUGCCAGUAUCCAACGUGAGUAUUCAUGAUAUGUGUGCCUCUGCUAUU